This is a messenger RNA of Vicia villosa (hairy vetch), 2466 nucleotides long. RefSeq lists its product as uncharacterized. NCBI's taxonomy places the organism in Eukaryota, Viridiplantae, Streptophyta, Magnoliopsida, Fabales, Fabaceae. The transcript is spliced from 3 exons. Gene Ontology annotation, molecular function: protein binding. The record is from RefSeq and is a predicted model, not a curated record. Bases 257 to 2452 code for a protein of 731 amino acids.
AAAACCGGAUUCUACCGACUCAAUUUAUUUAUUUAUUAAUAUUAUGAAUUAUAUCACACUAUCUUGGCCGAAUAUUAUAUCCAAGAAGUGGUUAGAUUAGGGUUUCAUAGCUUGCUCUCUUCAAAUAUCAACCCAACAUCUUCAUUCAAUUCAUUCUGUCAUCAUCCCCUUGAACUCUAGCAGCCGUCACACACUACACCUCCACCAUCGGCGAGUAAGUUUCAAUCCUUCCAUGAAAGCUUCUUAAUAUCAAAAAAUGUUCAUGGAACCUUCUUCUUUAUCGCAACAUCUUCAUGAGGUUUUCGGAAGCAGAGGGUUAUUUGCAGACAUGGAAGGAGAUAGAAAACCUAUGCUUUUGUAUUUCACUGGUAAAACCCUAAACACCCACUCCUUUUGCAGUCUUUCAAAUCCAUCCAAGUGCUACUCUAUUUGGAAUACAGAUCCAGAAUUGAAGGAGUCCAAACUUCUAACCAUACAACAUGGUUGGUAUCUUUGGCAAAACAACAUAUCAAACUAUGUUAGUAACUUGUUUCUUUGGAAUCCUUCUAACCUUAACAAAAUCAUUCUCCCACCACUUCAACACAAUGACACUAUUUCUAGUUAUUGCAUUUUGUCAUCCCCUCCAUCUGUAAAUCAUCAAACGUGUUCCAUUUAUUUAUUUUCAUCACACUCCCCUUCAAUAUUCUACUGUCAACUUGGAGAUCAACAAUGGACUAAAGUGUGCUUUUAUAACCAAAUUGUGAGAGUUUUAGCCACGCGGGGAAUAUCUCCUUUGGAGGGAAGGAAAACCUUUUUUAUGAACCCAGUUUACUGCAACGGUUGCGUGUAUGCAAGAAUGUGUUGUAUUAUAGUAGUUAUUCAGAAACUUCAACCUAAUCGCUUUACAAUAAACUGCACACCUGAUAUCAUAAAAGAACCACCACCGACUUACUUGGAGCAACUUAUUAUAAUACGCCUGAUUGCAUGCAACAAUGUAUUAUAUCUAAUUAAAAUUUUCAAAAUGCUAGGUCGGGUUAGUGCAGUUUAUGUUCACAAAUUUGAUUGUUCUCAACAAGUGUGGGAAAAAGUGGAAAGCCUCAAGGAUAAAAACUUCUUUGUAUCUAGUCUUAAUUCAGCCUUUGCUUGUCAAGCAACCAAUCCAGAAGGAGGCCGUAUCUACAUCGCCCUAUCGAACUACAAUUUUGUCUUUAUUUACAACAUUGAAGACAAUUGUAUUAUGAUUUCUCAACCUUUCUCCAAUUUAUCAAAAAAACGGUCUAAUUCAAGAUGGGUCAUGCCAGAUACGAGGAUGGCUGAUAAUUUCAAACAAGAAAUUGGAAAAUUUCAUCAAAUUAGAGAAAAGAAAAGUAUAUGUGAUGCAGACAAAUUAAAGGAUGCUGAGGAUAAAGCUAACAAUGUAUCUGUACUUUCUCAAGACAUGGUUCAAGUGAUUGCAAAACAUAUUAAUGAUGUGCUUGAUUAUUUGCAUUUUCGAGCUUCUAAUAAAUUCUUUCUUCUAGCCGCACCACAUAUUCAAUGGAGAUCAUCUUCUUCAAUGUCAAGGUUUGAUGAUCACUCCAUGUGUCCUUUAUUUGUGUUCUCAAACGAAAAGGUCUUCACUUUUGUCAAUCCAAAGCAUGGCCUCGACUACAAAUACAACAUAAACUUUCCUCAAUAUUGGAGCUUGAACUCAAAAAUUUGUUGUUCAAAAGAGGGUUGGCUAUUACUGGUGGCAGUUGACAAUAAUAGAGAAUCUCAAGGUUUCUUCAAUCCCUUUACAAAACAAGUGCUACCACUUCCAAUUGGGGAAAAACCAAUCAUGAAUAACAGGUGUGUUGGCAUGUCACAUUCUCCGACCUCUUACGAAUGUGUUGUCGUUGAGUAUGAUAAAUUAUCAUCAUCGGAUCCCAUGGAGACGGUAUGUGUACAUCGCCUUGGGGACAACUUUUUUGGCCUUUUCUCAUUUGAAGAACGAAAACUUUCUCUCUGCAACGUAAGUCCCGUUUUUCACAACGGAUCAUUUUACUUUCUUACCAUAACAGGAAAGUUAGCAGUAUUACAAGUAACAGGAGAAAUAUAUACUUGGAAACAACUUGAGGAGCCUGAAUCUCCAUUUGGCCAUAACUUCAACAACUUUCUAGUUGAAUGUGAUGGCAAUUUAUUGGCCGUAUUGAAGAAUGAUUUUGCAUAUGAAGUUGAAGUUUUCAAGUUAAAUGAAUCUACGAUGACAUGGGUCGAAGUUGAAAGUCUCGAAAAUCACAUGAUUUUUAUUGGUAAAACAUCAUUUUCUGCUGUGGCAAGCAUUCCUGGAAUGGAAAACAAAAUUUAUUUUCCUAGAUUUUAUGAGCAGAGUAUUGUGUUUUAUUCUUUAGAAACAAACAAGUACCACACAUUCCAACAUGAUCAAGUGGUAGAUUUUCAUCAUUGGAGAGAGCACUUGAAUGGUACUUGGAUUCAGCCAAGAUGGGAUUAAGUUUAAGCUCUCAA